AUGGCCUUCGGAUUCACUAAGGUUGAUCUUCUCAAGUGGUGUUGGCCCAGUGGUGACUUACGAUUACAAACUCGCAGUCAUCCCGAUCGAUUCCACGAAAAUCAUCGAUUCGAGUCUUACGGAGUGAUUGAACGUCUUGAAACUGAUGCCAUGCGUAAUCUUCGAGAAUUUGAUCAACGUCGACGUGGUUCAUUUUCUGAAAAGAGAUAA
This is a messenger RNA of Caenorhabditis remanei, 210 nucleotides long. RefSeq lists its product as uncharacterized. The record is from RefSeq and is a predicted model, not a curated record. Bases 1 to 210 code for a protein of 69 amino acids. The transcript has a single exon. NCBI's taxonomy places the organism in Eukaryota, Metazoa, Nematoda, Chromadorea, Rhabditida, Rhabditidae.